Molecule: messenger RNA, 680 nt
Organism: Drosophila suzukii
Lineage: Eukaryota; Metazoa; Arthropoda; Insecta; Diptera; Drosophilidae
Source: RefSeq, a predicted model, not a curated record
AGUGUUUAGUUCAACCAAUAUUGUAAAGUGUUUUUAGCCUGCACAAGAGAAAAUGAAGUGGAUUUGGAGCCUUUUAAUCCUAGGAAUUGUUUUUGGUGUAACUGAAGGAAGAAUCCUACAACCGGAGCAACGUGCGGACGCAAACACUACAGCGGAUCCAGAGAAAAAGCCGGAAUCACCUGCAGCACCCGCAUCACCCACAUCAUCCACAUCAUCCACAUCACCUGCACCCCAAGGAAGUUCAACAACUGCAAAAGAUAAAUACACUCUAGAAGAGGAGAAAUUAACAAAAGAUCUUGAGGACAUUCUUUCUAAAUAUGAACGUGAAUGCAUUGGUAAUCCUGAGUUUUCCGCUAAUCUGGAUAAGGUACGCAAAGCGAUAAAAUGGAACAAUGGCACUUUGCAACAAAAAUAUGAACUUAAAUUUGAAUUCGAUAAUUACAAUAAGCUACGUAUUGACCUUGAAAAAAAAAUCGAUAUCGCAAUUGAAACGUUAAAUGAAGUUCUUCCUACUUUAGAACCGAACAGCUACUGUUCAAAGAAAUUACUUAAACAAAGAGAAGCACUUAAAAAAGCCAAGCAACUUUCGAAUGAGGGAAAAUUAGAUUCAUUAACGGUAAACUCAAAAGAAUGCGAUAAUACUGAUGAUGAUUCUUUCGAUUAUAAUUAUUUAAAUUAAA